Messenger RNA from Tremella mesenterica DSM 1558, 1389 nucleotides. RefSeq lists its product as uncharacterized. The record is from RefSeq and is a predicted model, not a curated record. The transcript has 6 exons. Bases 1 to 1389 code for a protein of 462 amino acids. NCBI's taxonomy places the organism in Eukaryota, Fungi, Basidiomycota, Tremellomycetes, Tremellales, Tremellaceae.
AUGCCCACUAUGUCAGACGCACAGAAGCAUAAGCUACUGAUGGAACAAGAAAUAGCCAGGCUCUCAGGCGCCAUAUCGAGACAUGUAGCCAAACCUCACCCGGUGUCUUAUCACCCAUAUACUGGUAGAAGUAUCAGAGGGAGGGGAAGCUUCCGGGGGAGAGGUUCAACCCACGGAUUGGAUCUCAGAGGGAAGAAUCAGCUCGUCCAGCCGGCUGUGAAGCAGAAUAAGAUGGAGACCAACAGUCUGACUCGCGCGACACCUCCAGCUCUGGCUCCCGCCAAUGGCGUGAAGAUACCGGACGAAGGCGACGAGAGGAAGAAGGUGGAACUUGAAGCUGGUGAGGUUGUACAGGAGAUGCUUGAUAAAGUAGACGACCUCGGAGAACAGAAUUGGGUCACCAAAACUAGUAAGAAAGGGAAUAUGAGCUUGAUGACUGUCGAGAAGAGCCAAGAACUCAAAUCCAAACCCCGACAACUUAAACACAGACAUCCCCGGAUCCCACCCCAGAUCCAGAUCUUCACUUCUACUCCCCCCUCCUCCUCAUCGGCAGACCAACGGAGAGUCGUGAUAGACGGUGUCAUAUUUCAAUUUGACGAAGGUGGUCAGAAAUUAGUUCGGAUAGGUGAACUUGACUCGCAAUCCUCGCAAUCUUCUUCCAGUAGGAAAAGACCAAAUACACCCACUAGAAGGUCAGUGAGGUAUGACGGACAGAAAUAUAGGAGGACUUCGAAAGGGAAUUUGGUAUCUACUUCACGUCGGAGGAGAUGGAGUCAAGCUGAUGAUAGUGCCGAAUUGGCAAAGAAACCUUGCAGGUAUUAUACCAAGACGGACGGAUGGUGUGAUAAAGUCGAAGGUACAUGUGGUGAUUUACAUAUUUGGGAAUGUGAAGAAUGGAGGAAAACUGGAAAAUGUUCAAAGAAUGGGAAAUGUGGAUUAAGACAUGUUUUCAGAUCGACGGGUAGAGGUAAUACCUCGACUAAACAACUCGUCGAUUCUACUGAAACGAGGUCAAAAGACUCGACCAUCAAUCUGGACAAACGACCCAUUCCGGCGCUAUCACAAUUUGAAAACUCACUACAAUCUUCAAUAUCUAUAGAAUCGAUGGGAAAUGAUCGAGUUCCCAGUAUGGAAGAUGAGAAUAGGGUCAACGUCAACGUGGAGGCUUUCGAAAAUCAAGUGGAUUUUAUUGGUUUGGAGUUAGGUAUACCUAGUAGUCCUGUGAAUUCUGAUGAGGUGGGAAGUGGAGGAGAAGAUGUCGAAUCUGAGUCCGGAUCCGGAUCCGGGUUCGGGUUUGGGUCUGGGUCGUAUGAGUCGAGUGAUGAGUCGGGUUCGAACGAUGAAUCGGAGGAGGAAGAAGAAGAACCGAAUGUCGAAGUUACUCAUUAG